Molecule: messenger RNA, 1563 nt
Organism: Blepharisma stoltei
Lineage: Eukaryota; Ciliophora; Heterotrichea; Heterotrichida; Blepharismidae
Source: the annotation of a GenBank genome assembly
AUGUUUUCUUCAAUCAAUAAAGGCUAUGAAAUGCUCUGGAAGUCCUUUAUAAGGCCUGAAAGAGAAAACUACUCUAUCUAUGAUCUUGGGGACCGAAUUUUUACAUUAGUUGACGAUAGGACAUAUCAGCGGACAGAUUUUUCAAUAGUAAGUAGCAAUGGUUGCAGAAUCCAAUGCUCUCAUUUUGAGCCUUUAGAGGCUUCGAGGCCUGAAGAAAUCAUGCCAUGUGUCAUAUAUUUACAUGGAAAUUGUGGUUCCAGAAUAGAAGGUCUUGAUACUGUUCCUAUGUUGUUACCCUACAAUAUGACAGUAGUUUGUUUUGAUUGAGCAGGAUGUGGCCUAUCAGAAGGAGAAUACGUCACAUUAGGCUGAUAUGAAAGAUAUGAUUUGGAAAUUUUAGCAAAUUAUUUGAUUAAAAAUAGAAGAGUAAGCUCUAUUGGGCUUUGGGGGAGAAGUAUGGGCGCUGUUGCAGCAAUUUAUUAUGCAAGCCAAAAUUUUCCAAUCGCUGGACUUGUUUUGGAUAGCCCGUUUUCGUCACUACGAAAAUUAGCUACCGAAAUAGGUGAAAAGGCUGCCGGUGUACCUAACUUUUUGAUCAAUCGGUCAAUUAGCUUAUAUAAUUUUCUAGAGUGGUCUCUAGUUGCUCAGCGUCGUGAGACACUUUUUUUCUUCGUCUUGUCGUUACUCUCAAACUCAUGUCGAGCCUUGCAGUCAAACUUGCUCCUCCUAGUCCCCGUGAAGCCAUCUGACAACCAAGAAGUACAGAAAAUAUUAGUGGCUCCUUGUUUUAUCCGACUAUCUCAAGCAUAUGUUCGGUCUAAGUGUCUUCCUUUUACACCAACAGUUAAAAGAGGUAAAACACGAUGCACAAGGUGGGCGAAGUAUAAAAUUCCUCUCCAUUUUUUUCUCUUGUAAAAAGUUCAUGUGUAAAAAGCCUAAUCUAUAAUAACAAAAGCAAGGUAAGGGAAAAGAAAUUGAUGCAGCAAAUUACCUUUCAUCCGAACCCAUUUUAUAAUUAUUCCUAAUUUUUUGAUCAAAUUUGCGUUAAAUAGGAUCAAAAGCACAAUAAAAGAAAAAGUAAAUUUUGAUAUUGACGAGUUAAACCCAAUUGAAAGGGUGUUAACUUGCAAAUCUCCAUCAAUUUUUGUUGCAGGAAAAGAUGAUGAUUUCGUUCCUGUGCAUCAUACAAAAUCCUUAUAUAAAAAGUAUGCAGGAGCAAAGCAGCUUUAUUUGGUUGAUGGAAAUCACAAUACUCCAAGGCCUUUAAGCUUUAUCGACAAAGUUGCGCGAUUUUUUUGCUCUAAUUUGCAUUGCAAAAACAGUUCAAAUGGAAGAAUAAUGGCAAGCAUUUUAUCUUUCAUAAAAGAUCAAGAGGAAGGGUCAGGAAAAGAAGAAAUAACUGUCCCAAAUACAAUUACAAUUACAAGAAAAGCAAUGGAAGAAUAUGAUGAAGAAUGAAUACAGAUCCAAAAAGAAUAUAAAAGAGCUCAUAGUGCUCCAACAACGAAAUCAACUCAAGAAAGUGACACUUUGAGUCAUGAAAAAUUUAAAGAUGCAAUUUAA